CACCCGCAUUCUGACUCGAGUUUUAUAAAGAUAUUGGGGCAACCAUGAACAGCAUGAUCAAUUUUGUUGUAGUGUCCAAUGGUAUCUAAAGGUCUGAGCGGGUAUACGACACAGGUUAAAUUGGUCAACCAUGGGCAAAGCCAGAACUUGGCUUUUGAUCAAGAAUUUGGGUGAAUCCUGGAUGAUUUGUUUUGAGUCGUGGAAGGUGAAAUUGUGAAAGUCGUUAUCGUUGGGAUUGAUUGGAUUGAUCAUUGAGAGCUUGUUUUGGCAUUCGUCCAAGGUGUUCCGAGUUCCUACUCCCACUGACUUUUGGUGAAUUUGGGUCUUCAAUCAGCAGACUGGCAUGGCUUCCCGGGGUGGUCCUCGAGCCGCAGGCACGGAUGGCAACGAUUAUUCGCAUCGAGAGAUUAUCAAGGAGCAAUACUACGUCAGCGAUAGGGGCAUGGCCCAUGGGCGGGACAAUUUUCAAUCGCGCCAACCGUCGGAGCGUAUGGCUCAACCGAUGGCUCAACCGCAUUUGAGGCGAAAAAUGGGCCACAUUCGGAACGACGACCCAGGGGUCAACGAAUCCGAUGAAGAAGACCCGCUCAAUCCCGGUUGGACCAAUUAUGAGGACCGGGAUGAGUUCUUCAACGAAUUGAAGGAUAUUGCCGAGCAAGUGGAUCACGGGCCUCAUCGGGCCCAAGACAUCCAAGAUCUGCCAUUGGUGGGCGAUUAUCACGGUCUGGGUGGACCUCAUUCCAUUCCGUUGGCUUCUGAGGGCGCCUUUGAACCACCACUGACUCAACCGCAUAAGAAUUGCUUGCUGGACGAGCUCUUCUUGGCGCCUAGUCCAGAGCAAUUGAAAGCCUUUCAACGCAUAGAAAGCAAGAAAGAGAUCGCAAAGAAUAAGAACCGCUUUAAGUGGAGUGUGUAUUGUCACAUGAUUCUUUGGACGUUCAUGGCCGUGAAGCUGUGCCCGGCCAUCUUGGACUAUCUCGAUGUUUUCGUUUUGGAGCUAGAGGAGCUCUUCAUCCCCAAACCGGUGCUUUGGGAGUGGUUUUGGUUCGCUGGCAUCGUGAGCACCUUCUUUGGAUUGAGUGCCUUGAAGAAAUCCCUCUACAAAUCCAUGACCAAAUCUUUCUAUGGACUCCUGCUUCUGAAUUUGGUGCCAGUUCUAUUCGCGUUGGUUUUCUAUGCGUCGGAUUUCUUCGCCUUUGUCAAAACGAAGAGUACACGUGGCCAAGAUACUUGGAGGGGAAUUCCAGUGGCAAUCUUGUGGUACGCCUUCUUAUUCUUAUCCCUCCAGGUUCACUUGUUGGAGCUUUAUUUUGCUCGAGUAUUGAUCCAGGCCUGGCAACCCAAGCGAAAAUCUAACUAGGCCUUAAUUUACCCACCCUUUCAUGCCUAUAUUUCGAAUGUGCUCUACCACAGAGUAAAGAUCAAAUUUUGAACCGAA
This is a messenger RNA of Tigriopus californicus, 1438 nucleotides long. RefSeq lists its product as uncharacterized. The transcript has 6 exons. Gene Ontology annotation, biological process: vesicle-mediated transport; endoplasmic reticulum organization. Gene Ontology annotation, cellular component: endoplasmic reticulum membrane. Lineage: Eukaryota; Metazoa; Arthropoda; Copepoda; Harpacticoida; Harpacticidae. The record is from RefSeq and is a predicted model, not a curated record. The coding region runs from base 344 to 1360 and encodes 338 amino acids.